This is a messenger RNA of Ipomoea triloba (trilobed morning glory), 971 nucleotides long. RefSeq lists its product as uncharacterized. The coding region runs from base 302 to 670 and encodes 122 amino acids. The record is from RefSeq and is a predicted model, not a curated record. Lineage: Eukaryota; Viridiplantae; Streptophyta; Magnoliopsida; Solanales; Convolvulaceae. The transcript has 3 exons.
GUGAGCCCUCUCUGUCUUCCUCUGUUCUUCGCCACGACUUGUUUCACCCUUCUGCAAUCGCAAACUUCACUCUUCAUUCUUCACCAAGCAGUAGCAGACUGCAUUACUGCCUGUGCGCCAUAGCCCGCACCUCCGCCGCCUUCGCCUCAAGCUUUCGGUCAGAAGCUCUGUCGACCGUUGUCCACUCGUGAGUCGUCAGUCGACCGCCUCCUCAGGUUAUAAUUGUCAAUACGUGUAAAGUCAAGCUUCACCAAAAACUAAAGCCGGACAUUGAUUUUCUAAGAUCAGGAGAGGAGCUAUCAUGUUUGGGACAGCAAUAAGGUACAUGGUGGGGAGGAAGCCAAAGCCAAAGAUGAAACCGAUAGAGCUGAAAACCCCACCAGAGCAGACACAGACUAUCACAAGGGUUAUUUUUGACAUUUUGAAGGAGCAUGGUCCUCUCAGCAUUGCUGAUACCUGGGAACGCGUAAAGGAAGUUGGAGUCCGAGGAUUAACAAGCAAAAGGCACAUGAAGAUAGUGCUAAGAUGGAUGAGGGAAAGACAAAAGCUUAAGCUUAUAUGCAACCAUGUAGGUCCCAACAAGCAAUUUCUGUAUUCCACCUGGUUUACAAAACCAGACAUUAAACCAACAACACCCGGAAGAGGCACUUCACAGGCUAAGUUACCCUAAUCCUCGAGCUUGCAAGCGGUUAUUUAAUGUCCCAAGUACAUCUCAUUUUGAAUCGUCGUUUCCUAUAUAUCCCAGAGUUUAAACAGAUGGUCAGUUCUGUUGCCCUUUAAACCAAAACUAGUGCGGUAUAGAUUAUAAUGAUAACCCACAAUAUGAAAUAAUGCUGUUCUUGUAUAGGGAUAGGCUUUUUUUUUUUUUUUUUUUUUUUUGGGUUUCUUUUUCUGGCCAAAUUCUGUUUGAAAAAGAUGGUAUUUGAUGCUUUGUAGCCACAUGCUUUAUAUCCAUCCACAUGUCACUUACA